Anthostomella pinea is the source of this 1617-nucleotide messenger RNA. NCBI's taxonomy places the organism in Eukaryota, Fungi, Ascomycota, Sordariomycetes, Xylariales, Xylariaceae. The record is from the annotation of a GenBank genome assembly.
AUGCUGAAUUAUUCGUCCGUUUCGAAUGAGGGUAGUUCCUCAAACACAGGCGGUGGAACAUCUGGCGAUAUGACGAGACACCGGCGAGUCCGAGGCCACCAGAAAGAUGGAGGCGGCGGGGGACAGGCGUCCAUGAUCAGUAGUGUGAUCAACCUACUCAACACAAUUGUCGGUGCGGGAACUCUAGCGAUGCCUUCGGCCAUGUCACACUUUGGAAUGGUGAUGGGAAUAAUUGUAAUACUGUGGUCGGGUUUCACUUCCUCCUUCGGACUCUACCUUCAAUCGCGAUGCGCACGAUACCUCGAUCGCGGCUCCUCGUCUUUCUUCGCCCUAUCGCAGAUGACCUACCCCAAUGCUGCGGUCAUAUUCGAUGCCGCGAUAGCAAUCAAGUGCUUUGGCGUUGGCGUGUCAUACAUGAUCAUUAUCGGGGACUUGAUGCCCGGUGCUAUAGAAGGCUUUGACAGCAGGGCCGCAGAAGUACCCUUCCUGAUGGACCGCAACUUCUGGAUCACAGUCUUCAUGCUUGUCAUCAUUCCUCUGAGCUUCUUGCGACGCCUUGACUCGCUGAAGUAUACCAGUAUUGUGGCUCUCGUUGCCAUCGGAUAUCUGAUCGUCCUGGUCGUUUAUCAUUUUGCUUCCGAUGUCCUUGCUCCGAGAGAGAAAAUCCGACUCAUCACCUGGGGCGGACCCGUGGAGGCUCUCGCCAGCCUCCCUGUGGUGAUAUUCGCGUAUACGUGCCACCAAAAUAUGUUUUCGAUUCUGAACGAGCUCAAGGACAAUACUGCCAAGAGUGUCAUGGGGACCAUUUCUUCUAGUAUUGGCUCUGCGGCUGGCAUCUAUGUGCUAGUCGCUAUCACAGGCUACUUGACGUUUGGCAACGACGUGACGGGCAAUAUUGUGUCCAUGUAUACUCCGUCAAUUGCUUCAACUAUCGCCAAAGCCGCCAUCGUCAUCCUCGUGACAUUUUCUGUCCCUUUGCAGGUCCAUCCAUGCCGAGCCUCAGUCGACGCUGUGCUCAAAUGGCGACCAAACGCUGCCGCCCGCCCGCAAGGUCGGACUCUCUCCCCUGGGGGCCGGCCUCUUCUGCCAACGGCGACGCGGUCAGACCACGGCCCGGCUUCGCACAUCUCAGACACACGCUUCGCUAUCCUAACAACGAUCAUACUUGUAUUAGCCUAUAUCGUUGCACUUACCGUUGUCUCGUUGGAGAGGGUGCUGGCAUACGUCGGCUCCACCGGAAGCACGAGCAUCAGCUUCAUCCUCCCGGGCCUUUUCUAUUACAAGAUCUCUGAUCCAGAUUCGAUCCAUCACCAACGCUUGGCCAAAGAGGAUGACGAUGCGUUAUCGCUCACCGAGUCGGAUGACGAUGGUGACGCGGAAGGAGACGAGGGCCUCCUUGGGGCGAGCGUCUCAAGCGUCCGCAGCGCCGCCAGUGGUUCGAGCAACAGGACCAAAAGCCGAAAGUCGUUUUGGCGGUGGCGGACGAAGUGGAGGUGGGACAUGGAGCAUCUGAGUCCUGUGCAUCUGAGAAGGGCGGCUCUAGGUUUAGCCAUCUAUGGCAUGUGUGUCAUGGCGGUAUGUCUAGCCAUGAACCUGGUUGGGACGUACGCGCAUUGA